GUUAUGGCUGAAACAUCUACAGAAGAAAUUGAAGUAGUCGAUUCCGAUAAAGUUUAUCCGCUUCCAAAGUUCAAUUCUGAUGAUGGAAUUCUUUCUGUGCCAUUUACUGUUUUACCUGGAGAAGGAGCUAUAUUUAGAGGUCAAACUUCCGAAGGACUUAUAAUUUUGACAAAUUAUCGUUUGUACCAUAGUGAAAAGACAUUUUUUAAUAUUCCCCUUGGUUUGAUAGACUAUAUUGAAUGCAAAGAGAUAUUUUACUUGUUUAUAUAUUGUAAGGAUGGCCGUACUUUUAGGUGUGUUUUUGAUAAUAAUGAAGACUCAUUGAAAUGGUUAAAACGUCUUCAAAACUCAAUAAGACUUCCAGAAAAGAUUGAUGACAGUUUUAGCUUUUCUUUCUUCUCUUGGACCAGAAAUAUUCAAAAGGAAAAUAUAGUGUCUUUAACACAGUCAUCAUGUCAUCCAAAAGACUCAUUUGUUACCAUCACUGAAGAGGCUGAAAGGAUGGGGUUUGAUUUAAAAAGUGUUUGGAAAAUCAGCCGAGUUAACGAAGAUUACCAGCUAUGUUCUAGUUACCCUCCUUAUAUCAUAGUUCCUACAUCUUUACAAGAUGAUGAACUAAAGGAUUUGGCUAACUUUCGAUACUCAAGGCGAAUACCUGCUGUUGUUUGGAGGCAUCAGCAAAAUGGUUGCAUCAUAGCUCGUAGUAGUCAGCCAAGAAUGGGUAUCUUGAGUUGGCGCAACCUCAAUGAUGAGAAACUAAUUCAAGCUAUCUUGGAUGCAUGCAUUAGUGAUCCUGGUUAUGAAGUCAAAAUCAAUGGAAAAGAAGAAUCCUUCUCUCUCAAGAGUGAUGUUGAUGGAGAAAUAUCAAUUUUUUAUGGUCAAAACAAAGAAGAAAAACCUUGCCAAAAGAAGCUUCUUAUCAUUGAUGCACGUUCUUAUGCUGCAGCGAUGACAAAUCGUGCGAAAGGAGGUGGCUAUGAAUGUGAUGGCUAUUAUUCAAAUUGCGAAGUGCAAUACAUGGGCCUUGCAAAUAUACACGCAAUCCGUAACAGCUUUAUGAGUUUGCGAACUCUGUGUUCUAGUCAAGAUGACAUAAAUUGGCUCUCUAAUCUGGAAACAACAAAAUGGCUUCAUCAUAUUUCCGGCCUCCUUCGGGCAGCUUUGUUGGUAGUGAAUGCUGUUGACAUUGAGAGGAGACCUGUUCUUGUUCAUUGUUCUGAUGGAUGGGAUCGAACUCCACAAAUAGUUUCUUUAGCUGAAUUAAUGUUGGAUCCAUAUUACAGGACAAAAAAAGGAUUUCAAGUUUUAGUUGAGAGAGAGUGGUUAGAUUUCGGCCACAAAUUUGCUGACCGAUGCGGCCAUCCAGAUGCAAACGAUGACAGAAAUGAAAGGUGUCCCGUCUUUCUACAGUGGCUGGAUUGUGUUUAUCAGCUCCUAGAACAGUUUCAAUGCCAUUUUGAAUUCAACCAGCAGUACUUGGCCCGACUUGCACUGCAUACCUAUUCCUGUUUAUUUGGUACUUUUUUAUGUAAUACAAACCAAGCUCGAAAGGUCCUCAGUGUUUCUAAAAGAACAUUUUCUGUUUGGCCUGUGUUGAACGAAAAAAGUCAAUUCCAUAAUUAUAUUUACAAUCACAGCAAUCAGGUUUUGAGGCCAUCGUUUCAAAUUCGAAGCUUGAAAAUCUGGAGUGAUGUUUACUUGCCUAAUAAUUUUUCCAAUGUUGGGAAACCUGCUCCUGCCUAUGUUCCUGAACCCAUACCAGAAGAUACUUGCCCCAAAACGAAUCUUGUCAAAACAAAGUCAUGUGAUAACAUCCCCUGUGUCGGACAUUCUCCCAGCCUGCAGAGACGGAACAGUGACCCUAGUCUCUUAGAAAAUUCUUUUAGUGAUAAAAAUUAUUCCCAGUUUUCAGAAGCAGAUGUGAAAAAUAUGUCUAAAACUUCUUCAACUCCUAAUAAUCGUCAUAUCAAAGGUGAUACUUGUUUGACUAAUACAGCUGAAAAUGAUAUUAAUAUGAGGACUAAUACUGUUUCACCUUCACGCUUAUUUUUGAGGGAACCAACCAUAGAUGGGUCUACUGAUACACUAGUCAAUGAAAUGGGAGCAAUAAAUGAAUCGAAUGUGAACGAAGCCAAUAACAGUGAUGACUUGUGUUUUGGUUCCAAACUCUUCUCGUCUAUCGGUACCAGUACGACCGAUCUGCUUCUGGCCGAUGUCGGCGUGUUGCAGUCUGUCACGCAAAAUAUUAACCAUGUGGAUCGCCAUCUGCCGAUCUGGUGUCAAAGUGCCAUCGGUGCUUACGUUUUUAACAAGCGAAACAGUGAUUCCUCCAACUCCUGCAGUUGCAGUUACACGACUCCCAACCACUCUCGUACGCCGAGUUCCGGUUUCCCAGCCACGCCAUGUGAUGACCCUGGUGACAUGCCAGUGCUCAAGAGCAGCGCAACUCACCAGAUUCUAGACAUUGACGGCUUGAACAUUGUACCUAAUGCUGUUCAGGAAAGAAUCAAGAAGUUAAUACUGCAUUAUAAGAAUAAAGUUGGAAGCCUUCAGUGUGAACUUUCAUCUGCUAGGUCUGAGAUUUUCCAUCACUUAUGCAGAUACUAUCAAACUAGAGAGGUCCAAAACAUUGAUGCAGAUGAUGCGCCUUCUCUGGCCGAUUCAACGUGCAGUGGCGAGCAGUAUGCCAGUGGCGGAUCCGAUAGCAGUUGGGAUCUUCUGUGGUCGUCUGAAUAUGGAGCUACAAACUGUGUUGUAUAAACAAAUUUUUAAAAGUGCAAAUAUUUCUCUGUAUUGGUAUGUAAUUAAACAAGAAAUAAAUAUAAAUUAUAAUUUC
Messenger RNA from Uloborus diversus, 2836 nucleotides. RefSeq names its product myotubularin-related protein 3-like. NCBI's taxonomy places the organism in Eukaryota, Metazoa, Arthropoda, Arachnida, Araneae, Uloboridae. The record is from RefSeq and is a predicted model, not a curated record. Gene Ontology annotation, molecular function: phosphatidylinositol-3,5-bisphosphate 3-phosphatase activity; protein phosphatase binding. Gene Ontology annotation, biological process: dephosphorylation; regulation of autophagy.